Molecule: messenger RNA, 1231 nt
Organism: Linum tenue
Lineage: Eukaryota; Viridiplantae; Streptophyta; Magnoliopsida; Malpighiales; Linaceae
Source: the annotation of a GenBank genome assembly
CCCUCUCCCCUCGCAGUCUUCCAUUGUCUGCCCUUCCUCCCUCCCUCCCCCGUCCCGUUAAUACACCACUUUCCCGGUCGACAAAGCUCUGAAUCAAAACUACAGAAUCAGAAAAGAAACUCCAAUCCCAUUCCAAUCACUCGCUCAGUCACUCUGUUCCUUCUUUCUCUCUUUGACGAUUUUUUGGGUUCGAUGAGGGCUUUUGAUUCAUGCCGCAAUGCCUUCAAUCGAGCCGCCAAUCGAUGCUUCGAUGUCUUCCCUUGUCUAGCAGAUCCCGCGAGGAGAUCAUCGCUGGGAUUGAGGCUAGCAUUGGUGUUGCUGCAUCUACUCUAUGCUGGAGUUCUCUUUCUCUUCGACACUGACUUGAUUGAUAAAACGAAGCAGCAGCCUUGGUUUACUGCUCUGUAUGGCUUGUUGUUCUUCGCAACUUUGGUUCAAUAUUUCGUUACGUCUAGCUCAUCUCCUGGCUAUGUCAUUGAUGCAAUGAGGGACCUUAAUGAGAGAAACGCAAUUGCUAGGCAGGCAGCAAUGAUUUCAAAACAGCCUGCUUCAAGUAAAAAUGGAAACUUGGUUAUAACCAUUGAUGCUACUCAGCAUGGACGCCUGCUUCAUGGAAGUAAUAUAAUGCCAUGGACAAAGCUGGUUUUAGAUCUGUAUCCCCCUGGAACGUCGGUCAGAAACUGCACUUGUUCCUAUUGCAAUGUUGAACAGCCUCCUCGAGCAAAGCAUUGUCAUGAUUGUGACAAAUGCGUUCUCCAGUUUGAUCAUCACUGUGUUUGGCUUGGAACAUGCAUUGGCCAGGGAAAUCAUUGUCGGUUCUGGUGGUACAUCUGUGGGGAAACAGCAUUGUGUCUGUGGACUGGCAUCUUGUAUAUCACCUAUUUAAAGUCUAACAUCUCGAGGUUUUGGUGGAAGGAUGCCAUCACGAUACUGCUGGUGAUUACUUUGUCAAUCUUCUUAUUAUUUCUGCUUCUCCUCCUGCUUUUCCAUAGCUAUCUUAUUCUUACCAACCAGACCACCUUUGAAUUAGUAAGACGCAGGCGGAUCCCAUAUUUGAGGGGUAUUCCUGAAAGAGUGUAUCCCUUCAGUAAGGGAGUCUGCAGCAACUUGUAUGGUUUUUGUUGUGCUCCUAGAAGCCUAUACAGUUUGGAAAGGAUGCCCUCGAGGGUGGAAAUGGAAGAGAAGUCAAGACCUUACACGUGCUUGGAUAUUUGACUUGCCGUUGCUGCUA